UCAUAGUCAGUGGGCAGUGAACAGUGCUCUUCCUAUUGGACAUGUGAUCACUUUGGCUUCAGCCACUGAUAUCCUCCAGUACCCUGUCUGCAUUCUAGGCAUCUGCAAUUUCUGUAGACCUUUCUCUGACCAUGUCUGUGAGUCAAACUUCCCCAGAGACAGAGGCAUCCCUGAGAUGGCAAGCCCUGAGCCAGACAGGAUAUGUGCAGUAACCUCUGGAGUUUCCCCAGCUGUGCACUAACUACCAAAUGUGCUCCUUUGCUUUAAAGGAGUUCACCAGCUGAGCUUGGAGACAUUUCAAAGAGAGCUGCAGGUCACAGCUCCACUCAACUCUUGGCUGUAGAUACAACCCAGGAGCAACCAGAGAAGGUGAACUAGGAGCAAGGGCUCAGAGCCUCUGGAUGCCCACAAAAUCUUAAUAGGUGCACAAGACACACCUCUACUCUCCCCAGUACUCCCUGAACCUCCUGAGUUGCUGGCUUCUGUUAAGCCUCCAAGCCAAGAAAAGCCUGGCUCUACACAUGCCCUCUGGAUAAAGUGCCACCAGAGUCUCUAGAACCAAGGGGGUUUUGAAAAGGGGAUUCAGCAUAGCCCAGAAUGGGCAGAGGUUGCAGUCCCUGUGGAGGACAUUUGCCUUCCCCAGAUAUUCCAUUCCUUCAAUAAUUUUGACCAGGCCAACCAUUCCACAGCCAUUGAAGCCCAAGACACCGGAGUCUUCAAAGUGAAUCAGGUGCAUGAGAACUCAGCUAUCACCAAGGGCCUUUCACCCAAGGGGAGGAAGAACAAACAUAAAGCUUCCAGGCGAAUCAGUGGCGCUCCUGAGGCUAAAAUGUGGCUGAAGGCCCCUGUGAGCCUGUUAGGGGGAGAGGAUCUCAUUUGCAGUGCAGCAGACAGUGACGGGGCUCCCAUGGUCACAGCUUAGCUGAGGAACAGCAAACCCCUGAAUGUAGCAUUUAGCAGGAGCAGCCAAACUAAGGGCUGUGGGCAAGUUAGGGCCAAGAGGUCCAGAGUCAACAAAGGCAAGAAAACAUUAGAGAGGAACCAGUCAGGGCCUAAAGUCAAAGAAGAAGAAAAGCCAACUAUUUGCAAUGUGAAGCACAAGAGAAACCAACCAGCCCUUGGCCAAGAGGCUCUUAAAAUGCCUCGCACCUGCCUAGGCAUGCACAUGCUACAGUCUGUGCAGGUUUUCCACCCAUUAGGCAGGAAGGCAGAUAAGACAGCUGAGCCCUUUUCCUCCUGGGCACUGGGAAAAUCAAGAAUUACCCAAAACUCCAAGACAUUGCCAUCAGCCAAGCCAUGGCAAGGGCUCCCACAUGAAAAGAAGAGGCCUGAGAGUACCCGGGAACACUUCCAGAGCCUGCACAGCACUGCUGAAACAAAGGCUCCAUCUGCCUCCCUGUGUGAGCUGCUACCACCUGGGCAGAUGAAGUUAAUAGCUUUGCCUUUUCCCAGUCCAGAAAAACCUCAAGCAAGAGCUGUUUCUCAAAGGCCCCAGCCUCCCAACUCACAGCAACACACUACAGCUCACCCUGUCCAUCCUACUGCUACCAACACAGCUCAGCCAUCCCAAACAGUGGCUGGCAGCUUGUCUCUGAUGGGUCCUGUCAAACCAGCUCAGCUCCUCAAAAAUGCCAGGCCACCACCCUGGACCACUUCAAAACAGCCUGGACUUCCUCAGUCUGCAGUGUCUAAGCCUGCACUCUGGGCAACAUCAGCUUUUGCCUCUCUCCGAAGAGAGUCCCUUGCCACCGCUGUGAUCAGGCACAAGGCCCUGCCUCAGCCACACAAUCCAUUUCUCCUCCAAAACUUCAGCUGCCAGACAAUUCUGGAGGGAGCCCAAUGUUCCCCAUGGCAGAGGAACAGAGAGCAGAGUGGGAAGCCAUGAAGAGGCAGGCUCAGCAAAAGUGGGAGCUGGCAGCCAAGUACACCUUCUUAGGGAAGCUGCAGUUUUUUUCAUGCAGAGGGAAGGAGACAGGGCGGGGGGGGGGGUUUGCUCAAUACUGUGGGUGGACAAGAUGAGA
Molecule: messenger RNA, 2021 nt
Organism: Fukomys damarensis (Damara mole-rat)
Lineage: Eukaryota; Metazoa; Chordata; Mammalia; Rodentia; Bathyergidae
Exons: 2
Coding region: 1139-1885 (248 amino acids)
Source: RefSeq, a predicted model, not a curated record